UACCAGAGCAGAUCGGUACUGAGCUGUCAGGAGCGUGAGCUGUGAAAUUUCCUUUCUUUCCUAUCCAAUGUGCAAGUUGCAAAAGUUUUGUGUCAAUGAAACAAAUUAAUCACACAGAUUCGAAGCAGAAAUUGUUGAAGCAAGCAAGAUUGGGAAAACACCUGUCAUCGAAAAAAGGAUCUCGCACCGGAAACUCGGCUAACAACAAGGAACUUAAAGUACUCACCCUGUUACAAACUGUACCGUGAACUUUGACCUCUCUACGCAGCUCUCUCUAAGCGCAGCUUUGUGUAAUCGGCAGAAAA
This is a messenger RNA of Drosophila elegans, 305 nucleotides long. RefSeq lists its product as uncharacterized. The record is from RefSeq and is a predicted model, not a curated record. The transcript is spliced from 2 exons. Bases 96 to 248 code for a protein of 50 amino acids. NCBI's taxonomy places the organism in Eukaryota, Metazoa, Arthropoda, Insecta, Diptera, Drosophilidae.